Messenger RNA from Ctenopharyngodon idella (grass carp), 1261 nucleotides. It is a transcript of the gene mrpl2, whose product is annotated as mitochondrial ribosomal protein L2. Gene Ontology annotation, molecular function: RNA binding; structural constituent of ribosome. Lineage: Eukaryota; Metazoa; Chordata; Actinopteri; Cypriniformes; Xenocyprididae. Bases 312 to 1196 code for a protein of 294 amino acids. The record is from RefSeq and is a predicted model, not a curated record. Gene Ontology annotation, cellular component: ribosome. Gene Ontology annotation, biological process: cytoplasmic translation. The transcript is spliced from 6 exons.
CAGAACGCGCAGAAGAAACAGAAUGUGACGUGAGCUCAGCGCGACACCGCGCGUUGUGUGAUUGUGCUGAAGGGCAGAGAGUGUGGAUUUUUGUAAAUGUGUUGAGUGAAUGAAUCUAAAGUUUGCGGUGAGUGAUUGCAUGUGCUUCUGUCUGGUAGAGACAUCUCAGCGCUAAACUAGUGAUCGAUGAUGUUCUUGACGAAGCAUGUUUGAUACGGUUUAAUCUGUGGUGCAGGGACAGUGAUUUAUUUAUUAGUUAUUAUCGCGUUUAUUUUCUGCGGUCUUGCAUUGUGAGUUUGUUCAGAUUGAGGAUGAGCGUCAGUCUGUUGUCAUGCGCACUGCGCUCUCUAUCUCUGUCGGGCGCGCGGACUGUCUCAUCUCAGAUCGCGAGUCUUUCCGGUGUUUCCGCGGAUCUGACCGGAUGUCGCGGCUUCAUGACGAGCGCGUGUCAGUUGCAGAACCGGAGCCUGUGGAAACAGAGAGAGAAAUACACCGUGCGACCGAUCGGCAUGAAGAAGACCGGAGGACGAGAUUACACAGGUAGGAUCGUCACACACGGCAUCGGCGGAGGCCACAAGCAGCGCUACCGGAUGAUCGACUUCCAGCGGCUGCGUUACGAACCCGGCCGAGAGGGCCAGCCCAUCGUGGAGAAGGUGGUGGAAGUGAGAUACGACCCCUGCAGAUCGGCCGACAUCGCUCUGGUCGCUGGUGGAAGCCGCAAGCGCUGGAUCAUCGCCACUGAGAACAUGGAGGCCGGAGAUCUGAUAAAGACAUCCAGUGCCAUCGGACGCAUGGCCGUUCUGGCCAAAGAGGGAGACUCCCAUCCUCUCGGCGCUCUUCCCGUCGGCACGCUCAUCAAUAAUCUGGAGCUGUACCCUGGGAAGGGAGCUCAGUACAUCCGCGCCGCAGGCACAUGUGGAGUGUUGCUGCGGAAAGUCAACGGCACAGCCAUCGUUCAGCUGCCGUCCAAACAUCAGAUUCAGGUGUUGGAGACGUGUGUGGCUACGGUUGGCAGAGUAUCGAACAUCGACCACAACAAGCGCAUCAUUGGGAAGGCGGGCCGUAACCGCUGGCUCGGCAUCCGACCCUCGAGCGGCCUCUGGCAGAGGAAGGGUGGCUGGGCGGGUCGCAAGAUCAGACCGCUGCCGCCCAUGAAGAGCUUCGUCAAUCCGCCCUCUGCGGCCGCCAAAACAUGACAAGUCUGGACUCUAAUAUAAUGACCAGAGACGGCAACACAAUAAAACUAACCAUCCGCACAACA